CGGGGCCUCGCCGGCCUCCGCGGUUCCCUCCCGGACCCGGGUCCUUGCGGCCUCCCUCCCGGAGGAGGUCCUCGGCGGAGCUCCGCAGGCAGCACCGGGAAGGAGUGGGUGUUGGCGUGGCUGCGUCCUCUCGGCAAGAGGAGCUCCCACCCACGCUCGCCCCGGUAGCGAACGUACGCAGCGGCCCGAGGCUGCCUGGGGUGAUUUCUCUCAAAGGUGGAGAUCCUUCUAUUAGAGGCUCAUGCUCACAGCUCUUAGGUCAAGCCCUCUGCUGUGUUGGUGUGCCCAAGUCCAGAGUGUUCCUGGUUUGGUUUCUUCAACUUCCACUGUGUUUCACAGAUUAGGGAGGGACCUCAGGGUCCAGCCAGUUGUAUACAGACUUCAAUGAAUCCUCCUUCCACUUCCAGAUGUCAUUCCAUGGAUUCCUAUGGGCAACCCAAACCAGAGGAUAACCAGUCAGUAGUCAGCAGAAUGCAAAAGAAAUACUGGAAAACUAAACAGGUCUUUAUCAAAGCAACAGGAAAAAAGGAGGAUGAGCACGUGGUGGCAUCUGAUGCUGAACUAGAUGCUAAACUUGAGGUUUUUCACUCCAUUCAAGAGACAUGCUCAGAACUCCUGAAGAUAGUUGAGAAAUAUCAGCUAAGACUCAAUGUUAUAUCAGAGGAAGAAGAUGAACUAGGCCUCUUUUUAAAGUGUCAAGCAGAACGAGAUACAACGCAAGCUGGCAGAAUGAUGGACGCCACUGGCAAGGCACUCUGUUCCUCAGCCAAGCAAAGAUUGGCCCUGUAUACUCCCCUGUCUCGUCUUAAGCAAGAAGUAGCCACAUUUAGUCAAAGGGCAGUAUCCGAUACCUUGAUGACAAUUAAUCGGAUGGAGCACGCACGCACAGAAUACAGAGGAGCUCUGCUAUGGAUGAAAGAUGUAUCCCAAGAACUGGACCCCGACACCUUAAAACAGAUGGAAAAGUUCAGAAAAGUACAGAUCCAAGUGAGAAAUAGCAAAGCUUCUUUUGACAAGUUAAAGAUGGAUGUUUGUCAGAAAGUGGAUUUACUUGGAGCUAGUCGCUGCAAUAUGUUAUCUCAUUCACUCACUACCUACCAGAGAACACUGCUUGGAUUCUGGGAGAAGACAGCUCAAAUGAUGUCUGAAAUCCACGGAGCCUGUAUUGGCUUUCAUCCCUACGAUUUUGUAGCUCUCAAGAACCUCCAAGACACUUCAAGCAAGCUUACUGAAGACCACAAAAAAGACCAGAGAGAAAAUAAUUCUCUCAUUGAAGACUUCAAUAAGUUAAUUUUGUCAGGUGAGGAAGUGAGCUUGAGAAGUGAAUCAGCAACUGAAUAUCACAAGGAAAAAGAUUUUCAAAUAAAAGAAUUUGGAGCACCUCAGUUUUCUAACUCUGAAAAAAAUGUUGCAAAAGAUUUACCUGUAGAUUCAUUGGAAGAUGAUUUUGAGAAGGAAUUCUCAUUUCUGAACAACCUCCUAAGUUCUACAAGUACUAGUGAAUUUACCCAAGAAUGCCAGACUGCGUUUGGGAGCCCCAGUGCCAGUCUCACGUCCCAGGAGCCUUCUGUGGGGUCUGAGCCUCUUGCUCAUUCUGCACAAUUCCUCCCUUCACAUCUCUUUGACCUUGGCCUGCAUGCUGCUGGAGCUAUCAACAGCUUGACCUCCAAAGGGGGCUUGGAGCCUCCUCUUUCACACGUUGAUAACCAGCCAGUGCCUUCACAGAGUCCAAAGAAAUUAACGAAAUCUCCCAACAAUGGUAACCAAGGUAUGUCAGCCUGGUUCAAUCUAUUUGCAGACUUGGAUCCACUUUCAAACCCAGAUGCUAUUGGACACCCAGAUGAUGAACUUCUUAAUGCUUGACUGAAAUUAUGAUGUCACUUUAAUGGUCUUGAGACAUCGAUUUUGCAACAUACUGCCUUUGUGGAAAGUUUAUAUUGUAAUUCAUACACAAAAGCAUGGUGUUUGUGAAUAUAACACUUGUCAGCCAACCUUAGACAGAUGGUAAGGACUACCUUUGAAUAGAUUGUCUUUUUAAUAUCUUAGAUUUGCGGCUGUUGAUAAUAUGUGGAAAGUAUUAGAAACUAUUGAGUCUGAAAUAGAUACAAUUUAUUUUGAAAUAACAGCUAGGAAUAAUUGUCAAUAAGGAGUUGGGUUUAUUUCUUUGGAAAGCCUUUCAUGUAUAAGUUUCCUUGCUGGCUGUGAGAAUUUUCUAUGUGGGUAAAUGACAGAAUGUAAAUUGGGUUGUGAUUUGGGGUUGGUUUUUAAAUAAAACAGUGGCAAGAGGCAUUUUCUGUUGUGAAAACAGUACUAGAACCAGACCAGUUUUAUCUUUAGUUAGAAAGGUAGAAUAACAUUUGAGAACUCAAUUUGCUUUAAAGAAACCACAGAGAAACUUGGUGCUUAUUUUCUCCACUUGGAGGCUAAAAUGUACUAUUACUCAUUUUUUUCUUUCAUAGAAAAUCAUAGAUACCCCUUAAUUCCAUUAUCAAAUUUUCAUGGGGAAGUAGCAGGAUAAUUUAUUUGCAAAGUCCAUCCUCCAUAGAAACAGAAAAGUCUGUCUUCCCAUCUCAUAAACUACAAGAAUGUCCAGUAACAUUCAAGACAUUGUACAGGUGUUGUCAGGUCUGAUUUUUCAUAGAUACGGUAAUAUGCAGUAUUCAUAUUCUUCCUGAAAUGGAGGGGAGGACAAUAAACAAUUGACAAUAGUAUUCCUGAAAUUACCCAGAAACUGCUAUCUGAAUGAGGGAGAAAUUCUAAACACCUUAUACUUAUAUAUAUUUGCAUACUUACCCCAUAUUUCUUGAUGUGAUUUAACCCAGAAUACUUUCUGGCAGAGUUACAAAAAGCUCUACAAGAUCAGUAAUGGAGUGUCUUAUUUUUUUCCACUUUUCACUUUCUUCAGGUGACAGCAUCUGAAGCUCUGUUUGUUUACUAAAGAAAACCUGUUACCCAUAGAGGGUUUUGAAUCUAAGUUAGAGGGAAGGCUAUUUAAUUGAAAUUAGUGUAAGCUAAUGAAAACGUAGCCACUACAUAUACACAUCAAUUACUCGAUUUUCUGUUAGUCUUUCUUGCCCACCUUUUCGUUUUGAAACAGUAUUCCCAGUAUCUUACUUUUGUCGUUCAAUUUAUUUCAUUUCUGUAAGAAAACAUUUUAACUUUGUUAUUCAUGGUAGUUUCCAUCUACUUAGCUUUAAACAAGCUUAUUAUUUACAAGAGAACUGCUUGUAAUGUCUGUGCCAAUGUAUAUAGAAAGACAUUUUUUAGGAAUGGACGGACCCGAGUAGGUAAAACGCAGUCCACUUUGCAUCCAUAGCAGUCUGGCCUAACUGAAAUCUGAACUGUCUGCAAGCUUCAGAAAAGCACUACUAUGGCCAAGUACGGCAUAGGCUGGAAAGACCUUAUCUGAGGGUCGGAAACAUGGACCUAGGAAGUCUUUCUUUAAAAUCUUUUCACAUGCUUAUUCCUAUUUAUUUGGUUAUCCCUUCAGAAGCAUUUUUUAAGUCUUCUUUUUCAUUCAGUGAAAUUCCCUAGAACGCAAUACUGUCUUUGUUCUGCCAAGAUCCAAUCACGAGUUAUGAUUAUGAUUGAUGAUCUAAAUACUACACCCAUGGUGAUUCUGCUCUCAACUUUGAGUACCUCAGAAAAUGCUGACCUUGUCAAGUUUGUCUCAUUUUUAUUAGUUUCUUUCACUAAUGCAUGAGUUCAAAACUAUUUAUCUCCCUUGCAUGCAAAGCAGUCGUUAUCUCAUAUAAACAAAAACACCACAAUACAAAGAAAAACCACUGGUCUCGUCAAGCCAGAAAUCCGAAUCCCAGAUUCUGAAUGUGAAGGGAUAUGGCCCUCAAUUUUCCAAGAGCAAAUGUUCUCAAAAAAUAGAAACAUACGAGAGAUUUUUAUUUAGUUCUUAGUAUCUCUAACAUUUUCUUUCAACAAAGUAUGUACUUGACCAUUUACCCCAAAUUCAAAAUUAACUGCCUUAGCAAGUCUAGUUAUAACUUCAGCAAGUCUAACAACUGUUUUUGAAGAGCACAUUGAAAACUUAGUUAAAAUGAAGGUAACCAUUCAUACUUUCUCAAGGUUUGUUAUUUGAAACUCAUUCAUUAAUUUAGGGGCCAGAAACAGAAAUCUGACUAUUAUUACACCUAGAUUACUAAUAUAGGAAACCAACCACAUAUUCAAUAGGGAGUAAAGGACAGAAUAAACACAGAACAGAAAGGUGACCAGUUGCUAUUUGUCUAAAUCUAGAUCUUCCAUUCAGUAAGAAAUAUAUUAACCUUAACCAAGAGUAGGCUGAGAACAACUCUUUCAAAAUAAAUACUUAUUUAUUGAGUGGGUGAAAUACCUAUCUUCUACUUUUUUAAUACCAAAUAAGAAUACAUUUAAAAAGCCCCAGAACUAAAUUUGCCUAAUCUACCACUUUACAAGAGAGGCAGGAAUACUAGAGUAUAUUAAUAUCAGAUAGGUAUAACUUUAUAUUUUUGAAAUCUUUCAUUAAUUGUAAAGCAUAGCUCUGUUUUUGUUGGAAACAAACUGUAUUUUAACAAAAUAGGUUUCAGCAUUUGCACAAUGAUGAAUUUGUAUUUCAACCAUGGAUAUUUAUUUCACAUAAUUGUCUUUACAGACCAUCUGGAAAUGCAGAGGUCUUACAGCAUAAGAACAAAGGAAGUUUGAUUGUGCUCUGUUUUUGAGCCUCUUUUAAUAAAGAUUACAAGAUGACGUGAACAAAAGUUUAUUUCCUAAAGUAUUCGAUACAAAUCCAAUUAUUGUUUCCUUAUUUAAAAACUUGGGUUUUACCUUAGAAUCUUAGUAGCGAGAAGGUAGUUUGAAUUGAAAAUAGAUACCACAGAAUGAAAAUAAAACCAGAGCAAUUAAUAUCCUUGUGAAUCUGGAUUCUAAUUCUUACAUAAGAUAUGAGAAAUAACAAUGUGUAUUCUCUGUGUACUCUCAGUAACAAAAUACAAAUUGUCAAAUAUCAAAUUUGUGAGCCUAGAAGCAAUAACCAAUGAAAUAUAAGCCAUAAUAUUUAACUUGGAUUCCUGAAGGCAGGAAUAAAAAGAAUAAAGUCAGAACUGAUCCAGUGUAUUGGCAGGGCCCUGCAUUCCCUUACCUUGAGCAAUGAAGCCCCCGAAUCUUCGGAUGUAGAUGCAUUUAAAACGUACAAUGUGAAGUUGUUUAAAUAUUUAAGGAAAACUUAUGUGACAGGAUUGGUCACAUCCAUAAUCCCAACAUAAAAUAUCUUCUGUAUUUUAAGUGCCAUUUAAAUGGAGACUAAAGAGUUCAAUAUUUAAAACUGUCCUUGACGUUUAAAAUGAAGUCAUGGUUCUUCACUCAGUGUUGUAAAUAAACUGUUCAAUGUACAAAGAGGCAAUACAAAAAGGCGAUAAGGUUUUGGUGGUGUUAAUAAAUAUGAAUUUGAAGUGCAUUGUUUUUACAUUAAAGAAAGUUUUCUUUUUUCCCAUUACAAAGUAAUACUCUCUCAUUUAAAAGUCUGAAAAACACUAAAAAGUAGAAGAAUAAAACAUCCACAGCUGUACCAACCAGGAAUAACCACUGUUAACAUUAUAUAUUGUUAUUUUGUAGUGCUUGUCACAUACGACUUAAAUUUGAUCCUCGUGAUUUCAUUCUACUGUCUUCUCUGUCUGAAAUGGACAUACCAAGGUAUUGAGAUUGAAAUUACUUUUGUCUUUUCUUUAAAAAGGUUAAAAAAAAAACCCAGCAAAAAUGUGAAUCACUCUGUUCUACCCAUAUUAAAGAAAAUAUUUCUUUUGACUUUGUACAACUAUGGCAACAUUAAAAUCCAGAGUUUGAGGAUUUGUGUCACUAACUUCCUUGGUCAGGAACUGGCGUCUAACCAGCAUGCUUUCUCUUUGCCCUCUGAACCAAGCUGCCAGCAGUUGAAGCAAUGAAGUCGGAGAACAAACAAGGCAGUGGCCCAAUGUCACAUAAUCUGCAAUGAUACUGAAAACCUCUAUUUUAUUAAUUUCACUGUUACAGGACAAAUACCAGUAAGGCUCUGUGGUUAAUGUCUGAGUUCUAGAGUCGGUCUUGGUUCAAAGCCAGACUUUGACAUUUCCCAGAUGUAUGACCAUAAAUUAUUUAAUCUAAUUCCCAUUUCAUCAUAUAUAAGAUAGUAAAAAGAUAGUAAAACCUGGCUUUAUCGGGGUUAUUAUAAAGAUUAGGGUAUACAGUAACAUAUAAACUGUCUGGCACUUGGAAAACUUAUCAGUGUUACCUAUUUUUAUUGAUUUCAGCUCAACAGCCUUGACUAUUUUAUACUUUGUGAGCUGAAUUCUAUGGGAUCAUUUUCUAUGACUAAAAACUUAUGGCUUUCCUAAAGAAUGAAUAAAAUAACCUAACAAAGUAA
Pteropus alecto (black flying fox) is the source of this 6367-nucleotide messenger RNA. It is a transcript of the gene ICA1L, whose product is annotated as islet cell autoantigen 1 like. Gene Ontology annotation, molecular function: protein domain specific binding. Lineage: Eukaryota; Metazoa; Chordata; Mammalia; Chiroptera; Pteropodidae. Gene Ontology annotation, cellular component: Golgi apparatus. Gene Ontology annotation, biological process: regulation of transport. The coding region runs from base 385 to 1863 and encodes 492 amino acids. The record is from RefSeq and is a predicted model, not a curated record. The transcript has 14 exons.